GGACCUGCAGCAGUUCAGCUGUCACACAAGCAGUAGUAACCUUCUGAUGUCUUUAUAUCGAUUCCCACCCGCCCUUUCUCUUCAUUCUUCAGCUGCUGUUCUUCGAUGGAGAGCAUGGAGCCGUCUCUUCAGGACACUCCAACCUGGGCUGCAGCAAUUAUCUUCUUCUUCGCCAUCGCUGUCUCCUACAUCUUAGCACAGUCGAUCAGUUUUGCCGGAAAUUGGUUCAGGAGUCGUCAGAAGAUUGCACUGUCCGAUGCUAUCGACAAGCUAAAAGAGGAGCUGAUGAUUCUUGGAUUCCUCUCUCUGGUUCUGGCUGUUGUGCAAAGGCCGAUUUCACAUAUCUGCGUGCCGGUUAAGGCAGCAGACUACAUGCUACCGUGCCGCAGAUUGCAACCCAAAUCCAUCUCUUCUGCUGCUGGUUAUUGUGUUGACAGAGGGAUGAUUUCGCUGGUGAGUCAACAAGGGAUUCAUCAGCUCCAUACAUUCAUCUUCGUGUUGGCAGUCGUCCAUGUGCUCUGCAGCGUGACCACCAUGAUUCUGGGAAGAGCCAAAAUGAGGCGAUGGAAGGCAUGGGAGAAGGAGACACAGACAACUGAGUACCACGUUGCAAAUGACCCUAACAGGUUUAGGUUGACGAGAGAGACCACAUUCGCAAAAAGGCAUAUCAGUGUAGCUACAUCAUCAUCCUCCAUGUAUCUGUGGAUUAAGUGCUUUUUCAGACAAUUCUAUGAUUCCGUGAACAGAGUUGACUAUCUCACCCUUCGCCAUGGCUUCAUAACGGCUCAUUUCUCCAGGCACACCACGUUCAAUUUCCAUGAGUACACCAAUCGAUCUUUGGAGGACGAGUUCAAAACCGUGCUUACAAUCAGCCCUCCCUUGUGGUUUCUUGUGGUCAUCUUCAUGCUUGUUGAUAUCCAUGGGUGGUAUUCCUACUUCUGGCUGUCAUUUGCACCCUUGAUCACAGUACUGGCUGUGGGGACUAAGCUUCAUGUGAUUGUUGCAAGAAUGGCUGUGAAACUGGACAGGGAAAAUAUAGUCAUCACCGGAGCACCGCCGGUGCAACCCAACGACGAUUUUUUCUGGUUUGGAAACCCCAGAUUGAUCCUUUUCCUCCUCCAUUUGGCUUUCUUUCAGAAUGCAUUUGAGCUCACGUUCUUCAUCUGGAUCUGGUAUGAAUUCGGCCUGAAGUCCUGCUACCACGAGAACUUUGGGAUAACCAUCGCAAGAGUGGCAUUAGCGGUGGUGGUACAGUUCCUCUGUAGCUACAUCACUCUUCCCAUGUACGCGCUCGUCACACAGAUGGGUUCGGAGUUCAAGAGAUCCAUGUUUGGGGAGCGGACGAAGACGGUGCUGAGAAGAUGGCACGAGGACGUGAGGGUGAGGAGGAAGAAGCAACAUCCUCACAGGCGUCCUCCAUCUACUGUUUCACGUCAGCAGCAGGAAAUAUCAACGCAGAUUACAUCAUCAACAUAAAUUGAUCAGACUUAUUGUAUGAUUUUUUGGGCGAAAGAAGACGAGAUUCAAGCAAAGAAUAUUAUUGAUGAUAUAUUAAAAUAUAUAUCAAUUAAAUUAAUCAAACUUUCGAUCUUGAA
Musa acuminata AAA Group (dessert banana) is the source of this 1595-nucleotide messenger RNA. Its product is annotated as MLO-like protein 3. The coding region runs from base 106 to 1476 and encodes 456 amino acids. Gene Ontology annotation, biological process: defense response. The record is from RefSeq and is a predicted model, not a curated record. The transcript has 15 exons. Gene Ontology annotation, cellular component: membrane. Lineage: Eukaryota; Viridiplantae; Streptophyta; Magnoliopsida; Zingiberales; Musaceae.